This is a messenger RNA of Cyprinodon variegatus (sheepshead minnow), 6641 nucleotides long. Its product is annotated as zinc finger CCCH domain-containing protein 13-like. The record is from RefSeq and is a predicted model, not a curated record. Lineage: Eukaryota; Metazoa; Chordata; Actinopteri; Cyprinodontiformes; Cyprinodontidae.
CAGACGGCUCAGCGCUGUCCGCUCUAUCCUGUCAACAACACCGCAACCUGAGACGGGAGAGUCGUUCGGCUACAGCAGCUCGUUUAGCCGCGCUGCUAGCCCCCUGGAUGAACCCACCGAGGCUCCGGCUUGUUGGAAGGAAAGCCCGGCUUUGGAGCUGAUUCGACGGCGGCGGGAGGAAAACAAGCCGACCUCUCCUCCGGUUGGAUGGCUGCUCAGGUGGAGGUUCAGACCGGUGAGGUUGGCAGGACGGGGGCAGCAGGACGACUCCACCUGAGUCCACUGACUGACUCCAGCAACAAGAACGUCAUGGAGAUGCCUUCUGUAAGCGAGCCUCACAUCAUGGCGUCGGAAAGCAGCAAACCUGCCCCUAGCCCUAAGCCUCGGCUCACUCCUAAGCCGUUCGCUGUGGAGAAGCCCACCAUCAAGCCCAUACUUGCCCCUAAGCCCCAAACUAAACCUCGCCCGGAGACCACACGCCUCACCGGACCCAAACCGGAUCUGCCAAACGCACCGAAGCCAACGGUGAGGCAGACAACCUCCAACCCCAGCCGUCCGACCGCCACUUCCUUCAGAGCACCAAAUAAACUCAAAACGGGCCAAACCACCAAGCCUGUUCCCCAGCCGUUCAAACCGGCGCCCCCGCUUGACCCCGGGGAGCCCAGCAGAUCGGGCCGGCCGGUGCCGACUGGGAGGCAGAAACCUGCCGCCUCAAGCUUGGCCUAUUCCAAGAGUCUGAAAAUGUAUUCGGCAGCGGAGUGGUCCGGAACCACUUCCAACAAACUCGACAGUGGGCCGAUCAGCGAAGGGUCCAUCACUAGAGCUAAAUCCAUGGACUUCCUGGCUGCCAUCGGACAGGACAAAGAAGAAAAGGAAAAAGAUCAGCUCGGAGCGGCCGUGCAGAUGCGAACGAAGCCCAGAACCCCCAGACCCAGACCGGUUUCAGCCAUCUUCCCUGCUGCUCCAGCUAAAACGGAGGCUCCGGUUCCCGCCCCCCGCUCAGCAGCGAGGCGACCCCUUUCCGCUGAUCUCACGUCCAAAUUUGAGUCCAUCGGUCUGCCCCGUAACAGCCCCAAAGCAAACACUCCUACAGAGCCGGUGGCGCCGCUGGACCCAGAGGACAGAACCACUCCCAGUACAGCUCUGGGUAGUACCGAUGGUCCUGCAGAACCAGCGAACACGGACCAAGACAGCAGAAAGCUAGAGGACAGUGCUGUGAACGAGGCUGAAGAGGUUAAACCCGCGACCAGCAUCAGGUCUAGAAUUAGUCUCCUCCUCGACUCCUCGUCCUCCCCGGGCGCCACUGCGGACCCGCCCUCUUCGGUGCAGCCGCUACCAGAAUCAGAACCCUUGGUGGGGGUUAAACAGCUCAUCAAGCAGCUGACAGAGGACACCACGCCCCCUCCGGUCCCGGCCGUCAAGCCUGUGCUGAAGCCCCGCCCGUUGCCUCUGGACCUCACCAAAAGGUUUUCCUCCGAGCGCUCACCAGAACCUGCUUCACUCACUGAGGCCGCAGAUCGGCAUGAGAUCAGCAGAGAUCCUCAGAGAGGGGUGGAGGAAUCAAAAAGUUCUCCCAGUGUCCAGAAGAUGUUUGUGGAUUUAAAAGAUUCUCCAUCAGAGUCCAGAGAGGUUUUCAUUCCUGAAGGAUGGGAGGCAGGACAGCUGCUGACUCCUUCCAAGGAAAGUGGUUCUGGUGCUGAAUUCCACACGGUGAGAGCGUCUCUGUUUGAGAACGUGGUGGAGAGGCAGAGUGUGUUGAUGAUGGACCAGGAUGGAGCUGCCAGCUCACCCAGGGACCACCCUGCUGGCACCAGAGGAAACGACGAUGACGACGAUGGCUCUCUAGUCACCGCCACCUACAGGGAACCCUCGUUUCCCUCAGAUCCUUUCUGGGUGUCGCACGCCUUUGACACGGUUCAGGCCGCCGAGCACAGCCAGGCCAUGAGCGAGAGUGUUCCUGCAGCCCAAUGGGAAGACAAGGCCAUGACACUCCGCUCCAGACGCUCCGAGCGAUCCAGACCAGGCCUUCCGAUGACUCCCCCAGUGCCAGCGGACCCUCCGCCACGGUACCUCAGAGUGGGGGCCCUACAGAGGUGGACCGAUACAGGCCUUGACCAACGUGGAGGUCCGGAUAGAGGGAUGCUGGAGGAAUCAGAAAGCGAAGGGCGGGUGGCUUUGGAGAGAGAUCAGGAUGAAGUGUCUGCUGCCCCAAAACGCUUGAAGAUGCUGCAGGCAGAGGAGCAGCAGAAGCCCAGGGCCACCUACUUCGCUCUGACUGGUCAAAUGCAGGAGAUUUCUCCUGGAGGAGCAACCACUGUGGAGGGAGCUCAGCUCUACAAUGAGCCAUCUGUGAGGUCAUCUCUGAGCAGCUUCCCAGCAAGGAGGAACCCUUCCCUAGAACUAGCUUUUGAGCAGGAGAAGUUUGAUGAACUCAUGCUGAGGAGCCAUGUCCAGUCCGUGGACGUCAGGUCACCGACCGACAAAGCAGCCAAAGAGGAAACGGCAAAGAAACAAGAGCAUGAGAAGGAGACGGAAAGACACAGGGCUAAAGUCAACCAACAAGCGCAGGCCGACUUUGAAAGGAUGAGGGAGCUGGAUAGGCAGAGAGAGUACGAAAGACAAAGACAGAAGGCCUUCGAAAAGGAAAAAAGGGAAUUAGAGGAGGAACAGCAAAGGCAAAAACAGCUGGAGCUGGAAAAACAGAAACUCCAAGAACUAGAGAGGCAGAGAGAGAGACGAGAGGUGGAGAGGCAGAAAGAGAUGGAGGCCGAAAAAUCCAGACAGAUGGCUUUAGAACAGGAAAUGCUGAGGAUGAAGGAGCUGGAGAAAAGAACCAAACUGAAGGAGAUGGAGCUGGAAAAACAGAGGCAAAGAGAAAAGGAGAGGAUGCAGGAGAUGGAGAGACUGCAGUUGGAGAAUGAGAGACUGAGAAGAGAGCAGGAGCAGGACAGGAGGAGGAAGGAGGAGCAGGAGAGGAAGAGGAAGGAGGAGCAGGAGAGACUCCGAGAGAUGGAGAGGCAGCAGAUCAUAGAACUAGAGAAGCAGAGAUCCAAAGAGAGAGCAGAAAAAGAGGCAGAGAAAUUAAGACAGAUGGUGUUGGAGCAGGAAAUGCUGAAGAUGAAGGAGCUAGAGAAGGAGAGAGCAAAGGAGAGAGAGAGGGAGAUGGAGCGUCAGAUGGAGAUCAGGAUGGAGAAGGAGAGAGAGCUGGAGAAACAGAGGCAGAGACAACUGGACCUGGAGAGACAGCAGCUNAGGAUGGAGAAGGAGAGAGAGCUGGAGAAACAGAGGCAGAGACAACUGGACCUGGAGAGACAGCAGCUAGAGAAGGAGAGGCUGAGGAGAGAGCAGGAGCAGGACAGGAAGAGGAAGGAGGAGCAGGACAGGAAGAGGAAGGAGGAGCAGGAAAAGCUCAAAGAGAUGGAGAGACAGCAGAUUGUAGAGCUAGAAAGGCAGAGACUGAGAGAGAAGGAGGAAAAGGAGGCUGAAAAGUUGAGACAGAUGGCUUUGGAGCAGGAAAUGCUGAAGAUCAAAGAACUGGAGAAGGAGAGAGCAAAACAGAGAGAGAUGGAGAUGAGAGAGCAGGAGAAACGGAGGCAGAGAGAGAUGGAGAGGCAGAGGCAGCUGGACCUGGAGAGACAGCAGUUUGAAAACGAGAGGCUGAGAAAGGAACAGGAGAGGGACCGGCAGAGGAAGGAGCAGGAGAGACUGAGAGAGAUGGAGCUGGAGAAACGGAAAGCAAAGGAGAAGCUGGAAAAGGCCGAGGCUGAGAAGAUGAGGCACAUCGCCAAGCAGCAGGAAGCAGAGAGGCAGCGGCUCAAAGAGAAGCAGAAGAAGGAGGAGGAGGAGAGGCUCCGGUUGGAGUCGUCUCAUCAGAGACACAGAGGUGAUCCAGCAUCUUCCCAAAGCGGCGACCCUUCUCCGCGGUGGAGGGAGCCCCAUAAACCUGCUGGGCUCAACAUCGACUCCUUCACCUCUCCCACUCCGCCCGGGUUCCCUGCCCAUGAGGCCUGGUUGCAGCCAACGCCAGAAAGAGACGGAAGCUGGAAGGUCCCGCCACAGACCUCGAGCCCCGUAUGGACAACAUCUCCUCAGGAUCCGUGGGAGCUCCGUCCUGUUGAGAUGUCUGUAGACGGACCCAGAAACGCUCCCCACACGCUCAGCCCAGAACAACCACAGCGGCACAGACCCGCCUUCCUGGACCAGCCUCUGCUCUUGGCUCCUCCUUCAGGGAAGGAGCCCCAAUCAUAUCAGGAACCUCCCCACGGUGGAGACCAGGCCUGGAUUCCAAGAGAGCCCCAUCCUCCCAAGGACAGGAGCCGCAGGAGAACCCAAGGAUCUCAGGAGCUGAGCAGGAUGCGGUCCCGGAGCAUGUGCAGAAGAUCUGCUCCUGCCAGCAGCACCGCCGAGGGGAGUCUGUUCAGGAUGAGGAGCCGCAGCGCCCACAGAGAGCAGGACCUGCCCGGUUUGAAAUCCUUAAUGCAGACGCUGAAGCUGACAUCAGAGGCGUUAGCUAGUGAACCUGAGCUGCACGGAGGGAAGCGGCUGUUUGCUCAGAGUUUCUCCUUGACGGCGAGUCUUGUAACAUUCGGUAGCUGGGAAGUGAACGCUGCUGCGUUUUCUCUGACCUGCCUGUACCUGCAGACUGAGGCGGGGAGGGAAGGAGCCCUCCUGUUGUGGUGUCACCUUCCCGGCUGCCGCAGCGCCGACCCUGCUGCCGUCUCCUCUGUGUUUCUGGACUCUGAUGAUUCCCGUCCGCUCCGGGCCGUGAUGGACUAUCUCGGGGACAAGCUGGCGGUGGCUCACUCCCAGGUUUCGGGAUGGGUGGGAAACGUGCGGCGCUCGUUUCACGGGGCGCUCGGCUUCCUCUCCAGCUCCGUGGAGAGGGGCGGACGAGGGGAAGACGGCGGCGACUUCAAGAGGACCAACUCCUUGCGCUCUCUAGCCUCCCGCAGCAGGGAGUCCAUCCGCAGGUUCUCCCUGCGCAGCCAGCAGCGCCUGUCCCUACGCAGACGCACGGCGCCUGACACCCCCACCGCUGUGCAGCAGAAGCAGAGUGGAGAAUCGGACCGCAGAGACUCGGGAACUCCGGGCCGUGACGCCGACAGUCAGUACGGGACCUGGGACACGGGCCUGCGGACCGACGACAGCCUCACCCCUGCCUCCCCCAGUUCAGAGAGCACCCCGAGCGCCUCGCCCAGGAAGCACACCCCGCUGCCCUCGCCAGGCCCUCAGGCCUCUGCUCCAGACGGACACUCGUCCUCCUCUGAAGUUCAGCCGCUUGAGUGUCGAAGUAAAGGGGGCCGAACACGCCUCCACAUCACAACUUUUAUUGUUUGUUUAUUCCUCCUCAAAGUUCUGCUUUUAAUUUAUGUUAGUUUAUCACAUAAAAUCCCUCCUGAUAUAGAAAAAAUAGUUUCUCGUGUUUUUCUUAUUUUCUGUUUUCUCCCUUGGUCUCAGGCGCAGCUGAAGAAGCGAGGCGAAUCUGACAAUCAGACCGACGGGCCUGCCCCCCCUCCAUCGUACCCGGCCCGCUCUCCCAGGUCUCCCUUCCUCCCUCGUGCAGCGCGGGUGCUGCCCCCUGCUGGUGGGAAGGAGAACGGCGAGGAGGACUCCCCCCAGUGGCUGAAGGAGCUGAAAUCCAAGAAGCGUCUGAGUCACUAUGAGAGCGAGAGCUAGAGGAGCGGCAAGGUUGCCUUAACAGAUGAACCUGAGAACUAGAAGCCUUAACGUUUGAUCCAGAGAAGAAGGAGGGAGCCUGGAUCUCAAGCUGCUGAUAGAUUAUUAUUUUUCCAAAUAUUUUUGUUGUUAUUUUUCUCCCUCUCUGGGUUUAUAAAUGUGCAUGGUGCCUUUUUUAAAGCUGACUGACAAAAAGGAAAAAAGAAAACAAGCAAGGAACAGUUUCUGCUUCCUGUCCACUUCCUGCUGGAAGUUCUGCUGCACCUUCAGAUGAGACUGAGACUGACUUCCUCAUGCAGCUCCAUCACUCGGUGUAGGAAACAGCAGAGGAAGCGGCGUUGUCCCUACGGCGGAGGCUCCUGGCCCUUCCACCCUGAAUCACUCCACAGCCGCUGCAGAUUGUACUCAUGCUUGAUUCUUAGCUGUUUUUCAUAAUGAGGGAACGAGGAGCUUUGAAGGGAACAAUCAGAUCAGCACAAACACGACAACAAUCGUCUGUUCUCCUUCCUCUGACAGACCGGACGCUACUAGCUGCUAGCACCCAUCCGAAGCCAUACCGCCACAUCUCGCCGGUCCACGUGCAAUCGCCCCCCCUGUGUUCAGUGUGCGUGAACAAUCGUCCCUUCUCAUCCGGGCCGGCGCCGCCCAUGUCCCAGAGUUGGACCCGAUCGCGUCCCGCUCUGGUUAAAUGUCUUGGACCCGCUCGGCGCCGGCAGCCUUCCACUUCCACAAAGCACUUUGAUGCACUGCAGCACUCGACGUCUGCCCCCUCCCUGCUGGGUUCUGUUCUGAUGGAGCCGCUGUCCUUGGGUUGGAUGUAAAUGAACUUUUUGUCUUGAAAUAUGGGGGUUAUUUUUAUGUCUCUUUUCCUUUUUUUUUAAAGUAACCAUGUUUGUUACACUGAGUUUUUCUGACGCGGUGUCCUACAGCAAAUAAAUUCUUAAUAAAACAUGAAGUGGCCUGGA